GAACUUUUUCACUUAAUGGCUUCAGCUUUUGGUUUCACAUUCAUUUGUUACUUACAUGCUUUACUUAGUUACUUGUGGCGACUAACGGCGGAACCCUUUCUGCUUCCACCUUUUCCUCUUUACCUUAUUAGUCUCUUUGAUUUUCUCAACAUGCAAAGCAUUAGAAAUUCCAUCUUGUGGCAUGUGAGGGUAGGGAGUUCAGCCGAAAAAUGGUUGCUCACUGAAAGAGGAAAUGUGCUGAAAUCUCUGAGCCGCCACAUGUGUGCUGCAACAGGUACUACCAGUACUGAUCAGACAAUGGACCGAGUGAUUGGACUCGUGAAGAAAUUUGAUAAAAUUGAUGCAUCUAAGGUUACUGAAACAGCUGAUUUCCAGAAGGACUUAAGCCUGGAUAGUUUGGACAGGGUGGAGCUUGUUAUGGCCUUUGAGGAAGAAUUCUCCAUUGAAAUCCCUGAAGAGAAAGCAGAUAAGCUGACCUGCUGCGCUGAUGUUGCAAGAUACAUAGUUUCUGGAGCUGAGCAGAAGAGUGUUUAAGUCCUGCGUAAUUCCCUUGGGAAUUGCAUGUAGAUUGGAAGGAAGAUCAAUAAUGAAAUCCCCAAAUUCAUCUGUGAAGCCUUGUGCCAAGCUUGAUUUUCUUUUUCUCCCACUAACAUGGCAAUUGACAGAAACCAAAGCACCUGCAGAUUUUGGAGAAAAAAGAAAAGAAAAGAAAAGAGAAGCAGAUAAUGAUGAUGGCGAUGGUGAAGAUCAUUGUUACAUUGACUGAACAAUAAUUUCGUAGUUAAUUGGAAAAUGCCAUAAUUAAAUUCGCAAAAUAUAUCCUUUUCACUUUAUUUCAGCUAAAUGGUUGUUUUCGAUGGAGCUCUGUAUCCACGAAUUAAAGAAUAUCAUAUGCGAGUAAAAUGAUGUUUUUGCUUUUC
Molecule: messenger RNA, 920 nt
Organism: Prunus avium (sweet cherry)
Lineage: Eukaryota; Viridiplantae; Streptophyta; Magnoliopsida; Rosales; Rosaceae
Gene: MTACP3
Product: mitochondrial acyl carrier protein 3
Biological process (GO): fatty acid biosynthetic process
Cellular component (GO): mitochondrion
Molecular function (GO): acyl carrier activity; acyl binding
Source: RefSeq, a predicted model, not a curated record